Fusarium musae is the source of this 636-nucleotide messenger RNA. RefSeq lists its product as uncharacterized. NCBI's taxonomy places the organism in Eukaryota, Fungi, Ascomycota, Sordariomycetes, Hypocreales, Nectriaceae. Bases 1 to 636 code for a protein of 211 amino acids. The transcript is spliced from 3 exons. The record is from RefSeq and is a predicted model, not a curated record.
AUGUCCGACUCGUCGUCCAGUCUUUCCUCGCCGCCCGCGAACCCUCAGAUCGUUGGUUUCCUCUGUGAAGUGAUCAGUCAUCUCGGCAACAUCACCACUCAUCUCGAUGCAAUGAAUGACCCUCUUAAUACUCUCGAGGCCACUUUUCGCGACCAUGACCAGCACUUAGCCCGUAUUGACCGACGUCUUACCAGCCUGACCGCUACAACAACCAACCUCCAUACUAGAGCCCUCAAUUCCAGUGCUUGUGCGUCAAGUUCGGCCCUCACCCCUCUGGUCAGUCCAGUGACUGGGGCCGCCAUCCCCGAUUUCCCUCGCACCUAUGGUGAGGUUCAGCGACUCAACGGUAUAUACCUCGAUCUUCUUUCCCCGUCGCUACUUAAUGCUGAUUUCUUUAUUGCAGCUCGUGAGCUUGGCGGCCUUCUACGAGCCCUCAAUCUGCGCGGCGCUAGAACUGCUGAGAAAAAGCGAGGUGACUUCAUCCGCGCGAUUGGCAUCACCAAGUUGGCCCGCCCUGAGUGCUUUUUCCAGGUUAUAGCAUUCUGGAAUGGAGUUUGGUGUCGUCGGUUCAAGAAAACAAUACCCAUUUUGUGGUUGGCUAUCAAUUUAGAUAGAACUAUACCCAAGGAACAAUGA